Miniopterus natalensis is the source of this 2485-nucleotide messenger RNA. NCBI's taxonomy places the organism in Eukaryota, Metazoa, Chordata, Mammalia, Chiroptera, Miniopteridae. The record is from RefSeq and is a predicted model, not a curated record.
GACUCCAGCGACUCUGUCGUCUUUUCAGCCACCGUCUUCCUGCCUUGGGUAUGGGAUGACCCCCCAACCCACAGCAGCCACCAGGAUCCCUGGGGAGCCAGAAAGGAAGUGAUUUAAUGUGAUUUAAAAAAGUCACAGCUGGGACCUUAAGUAAAGCCAUUUCGAUCAAAAGCCAUGUUUCAAGGGUUUAGGGAGAGACUGGUGAGGAAAUUAAGGCAGUGCUCGUAGGCUACAUUUAGGAUUUCUCAUUUUUGGUGAGAAUUGAGGAUGAGCUUGUAGAGUAAACAAAGGCAGGAGACCCGGAGUUCACGUAGCUUUGCCAUUGAAUUAGCCAUGUGUAGACACAUUCGGUCUGUCACCGUGAUCCCCGAUGUGUCGUUGAUGUAACCUGUGUUGUGUUUGUUUACUUGGUGGCCUUUCCUGGCAUCAGGAGAUCACAGCCUCUAACCAGUUGUCUUGAGCUGCAGUGACAGGGACCUCCCCGGUUCCUCGUAGAAGAAGACACGUCACUGCCCAGAGGGGCUGUCCAGCAGAGGGGUUACUGAGAGACCCUCCCUUGUGUGCAGCCGUGGACAGGGUGAAGAGGCCGCCGCCCGAGUCCCAGAGCAGCAGCCUGUGGGUCGUCGUCGGCGUGGUCAUUCCCGUGCUGGUGGUGAUGGUGAUUGUUGUCAUCCUCUACUGGAAGCUCUGCCGCACAGACAAGCUGGACUUCCAGCCCGACACCGUGGCCAACAUUCAGCAGCGGCAGAAGCUGCAGAUCCCCAGCGUGAAGGGCUUCGAUUUUGCCAAGCAGCACCUGGGCCAGCACAGUAAGGACGACAUCCUGAUCAUCCACGAGCCGGCUCCACUGCCGGGACCUGUGAAGGACCACACCACGCCCUCGGAAAACGGAGACGUCCCGAGCCCCAAGGCCACAGUCCCCUCCAAGAACGUCCGUCACCGAGGAAGAGUUUCGCCCUCGGAUGCCGACUCCACCGUAAGCGAAGAGUCCAGCGAGAGGGAAGCGGGAGACAAGACGCCGGGCGCGGGGAAUGACGGGCCUCCACCGCCCAGUUCAGGGAACGAGCAGCACUCAUCCGCCUCCAUCUUCGAGCACGUGGACAGGAUCUCCCGCUCCUCUGAGGCCAGUCGCCGGGUCCCCAGUAAGAUCCAGCUGAUCGCCAUGCAGCCGAUCCCUGCACCUCCAGCUCACCACCCCGUCCUGGCCGACCGAGUGGCAGAAACCAACAAAAUUAACAAAGAGAUCCAGACGGCGCUGCGACACAAGUCGGAGAUCGAGCACCAUCGGAACAAAAUCCGGCUCCGGGCCAAGCGCCGCGGGCACUACGAGUUCCCGGUGGUGGACGACCUGUCGUCGGGCGACACGCGGGAGCGGCACCGGGUGUACCGCAGGGCGCAGAUGCAGAUCGACAAGAUCCUGGACCCCACGGCCAGCGUGCCCUCGGUGUUCAUAGAGCCCAGGAAGAGCUCGCGGAUAAAACGUUCUCCGAAGCCCCGCCGGAAGCACCAGGUCAACGGUUGCCCCGGGGACGCGGAGAAGGACAGGCUCAUCACCACAGACAGCGACGGCACCUACAAGCGGCCCCCCGGCGUCCACAACUCCGCCUACAUUGGCUGCCCGUCCGACCCCGACCUGCCGGCAGACGUGCCGACGCCGUCGUCGGCUGAGCUGGGCCGUUACCCGGCCCUGCCCUUCCCGGCCCUGCAGUACGCCCCGCCGCAGCCGUCCAUCGAGGAGGCCCGCCAGACCAUGCACUCCCUCCUGGACGACGCCUUCGCCCUGGGGCACCUGCUGAUUUUGGAGGAGGCGGCUGAGAAGCUGAGCAAAGCUUCUGACAGGCUCCCGGGGCUGGGAGGAUCAGCAGAGGCCCUUGUGAGCACCCAGAGGCUUGCGCUCAGACCCUUAGGGGCUAUACCUUGGAGUAAGAGACCCGGUUUUGGCCCUGGUUUGCUGCAGUCUUCGGAGCUGGUGCCUCCCGAGCCCCAGCAGCCACAGGCAUCAGCUGAAGCCCCGUUUGCUGCCCGAGGGAUCUACUCUGAGGACAUGCCAUCGGUGGCCCGGCCCCGGCCUGUCGGGGGCACCACAGGCUCCCAGAUUCAGCACCUGACCCAGGUGGGAAUUGCCAGCAGAAUCGGAGCUCAGCCAGUGGAGAUGCCACCAAGCAGAGGCGGCCAGUACGGGGGACCGGGCUGGCCUUCGUACGGAGAGGACGAGGCGGGCCGCAGAGAGCCCACACACGUGCUGGGACAUCAGGAGUAUUCUUCACCGCUGUUCCAGGUGCCAAGGACUUCAGGCAGGGAGCCCUCCGCUCCCCCCGGGAACGCCCCGCACAGGGGGCUGCAGGGCGCGGGGCUGGCCUACGCCACCAGCUCCACGGAGGACCUCCAGCCCGGCCACUCGUCCGCGUCCCUCAUCAAGGCCAUCCGCGAGGAGCUCCUGCGGCUGUCCCAAAAACAGACCUCCGCGCACAACUUCCACAGCUGA